GAGAGUAAAGACACGCACGCAGAGAGAGAGAGAGAGACAAGAGACACAAACAUUGGAAAAGGUUUUUGCUUUCACUCCUCUCACCUCUGUUUCUCCUUUCAUCUUUUAAAUUUACAAUUUUUCUUCUGGGGUGUUGUGAAAAUAAAGGAAAAUGGCUGAUUGAGGAUGAACUUGAAAGCUCAUGAUUCUGCAGUUGCUCAUUUUAGAUUCCCAGCUUAGCCAACCAUCAUGCACAUUGUAACCUAACUGAAAUUUUGACAUUAGUACUUCGAAGCAUAGCAUCAAGAAUUGUAGAAGCUGUAUUCACAUAGGUAUAAAUGUUCGGCCGCAAAGUUUUCCUAACAUACAAAAGAAAGCGACAAUCAUCUUCUGAAGAUGCCCAUAAUUAUUCUUUAUCUGCACAAGAUAAACAUGACAAGCAAACUGCUGAGAAGGCAACGGAAAAGAAUGAAGAGAAACGGAUGCGAGGUUGUUCAUCAUGGCUCCCGGUUCGCAAACCUGACAGCCUUAGGUCCGGAGAGCAAGGAAAUUGUGAUGCAACAGAAGUAAUGGUUACUAGGUCUAAAUCAUUUUCAUCAAGGCAUCAAUGCGAGGAUACCUCAGAGACGGCAAGGGAUGCUGGUGAAUUACUUGCUGUACACGCAGAAAAGGCUUCAAAGAAUGCUUCUGGUCCUCUUGGAGAUUCCUGUGCCACUGAAAUCUCUAAGAAUGAAUUUAGCAAUUGUCCAAAUAUACAAUGCACUUCCCCUUCAGUUAAAUUGGAUGCCGGGAAUGGUUUGAAUUUAGUUGGCUCAGAGGCAUGCAUUACAAGGGAAUGCAGCUCUCCAAAAGGCAAUGAAUCUUCUGUAUUGAAUAAGUCAAUAGAAGAAUUUACUGAUUCACAGUUAAAAGAUGGUUUCAUUAACCCAUCUCGACGUAAGGUUAUAAAGACUAAGUUGGGCACCCCAUUAAUUACCUUCAAUCGAUGCCAUAAAAGAAAAAGAGAUUCAGAUGCAACUGAUGGACAAAGCGAAUUAUUGCACGGGAAGGAAAAUAUAUCAGCGCUAGCCAAGUGGAGCAUGCUUGUUGAUGUUAAUGCCAGUGCUAGUUCUACCAAUGAAUCAUCUUGUGAGGAAUGUCCUGUAGAUAAAGUACCAGACCUUAAUCAAUCAGUGGAUCAUUUGGAAAGAGGGAAGCUGUUGAAUCAAAUCCAAAAUGAAGCAUCCUCUAAAAGCUGCUCUACGGUUUUUCUGGCUGACCUUAAUCAAUCAGUUGAGCUUUCAGAAAGAGGGGUGCUUAAUCAAGCUAGAGAAAAAGCAGAAAAUGCACCCCAUCCGGACACUUCGGGAGUUGUUUCCGCAACAUGUGUGACACAUUUUGGGGAGCAACUGCAUCAUGGCGAGGACAUAGACAAAACCGGUACCAUUGCAAUAGAACCAGGCCAGAGUUGCCUAAUUCAAAAGGAUGCUGAACAUAUGCAUAAGGAUUGUGAAGGAGUUUCUAUCAAUGUUGAUUCUAGUGAUCCCUGCCCAACCACAACUGCUGAUCAGGAACUAGAGUCCGAGCCAUCUGUAAGAGAGGCCAUGCGAAAUGGUACAUGUGAUGAUGCGGAAAAAACCGGAGGACUCCGUGAAUUUGACCUGCUUGUUGACUCUUCAGACGAGAACAUAGUUGAUUUAAACUUGGGUGUUGGCAAACAUCCCGUAAAUUUGAAGAUGACAACUCCUGCAGACAAAUUGGCCUCUAUAAGCAGUAGUUCUGCCACUGUGGAAGAUCAAAUUUCUCCAUUGGAAUUGUUAAAUGUCAAAGAUACACAGAUGAUUCCAGAAGGAACAUCCAGUGAUGUUUGCUCAAUCAUUGCUCAACCUCAGUCAACUGGUAGCAUGAUGUCUAGCAAAAGAAUGAAUGUUCAACAAAGUAAAAUUAUUCGAUCGGAACCUGUGCCAACAGUUUCGCUUUCUUUGGGUUUGUCUUUACCUGUUGAGCCUAACAUUGGAGGUUGUGAUUCCAUUACUUGCUUGUCACUAUUGCCUUUGCCAAAUUCAUUGAGUGAAACCAAAGGUUCUGUACAAGACAUGUUAACUGAAUAUUCAGCAAGCCGAAAACCGUGGCAUCGCCGACACAAAAUGAUGCUUGAGAGCAUUGUAAGCAGAGCAAGAUCUUUGAAUGAAAGGGGCAUUUUUCAAGAUAACUUGAUGCCACACCCAACCAUGUGGUCUGAAGAGGAGCUGGAUUAUCUCUGGAUUGGUGUGAGGAGACAUGGUAAGGGGAAUUGGGACGCCAUGCUAAGGGAUCCAAGACUGAGGUUUUCGCCGUUAAGGUUAGCAAAGGACCUUGCUGAUCGUUGGGAGGAUGAACAAUUAAAAGUUUUGAAUGAUGUUGCUUUUCCACAGUUCAUGUAUCCAAAAGCCGCAUCAUUGGAAGGAAACUUCUGCUUAGAUCCUAAAGCAAGUUUUUGGAGAGAAAGUGCAAUAGACAAUACUAAGCUUUCGCCGGAAGAUAUGUUUUCUUACAGGGACAGUAAUACCCUAAAGAAAUCCCGUGCUCGGUUAAAUUCUCAUGGUAACACCACCGGACGGAAUCAUAGGCCGGGCUUUCAUUCUAGGAAGGCCUCUUACAACAAAAGUGCAGAUAAUUAUGAAUGGGGAUCUUUUCCUGGGAGCUUGAGUCUUCCCAGAGAAAAUUCUUAUUCAAAUGAUUUUCCCUUUAACUUUUCCACAGGAAACAGUAAUUUGCCUCACUGGCUGAGAGAAGCAAUUUUUGCUCCUCCUUUAAAGUCAGUUGAGCCGAACCUGGCUCCGGCCACAGCCGUUUCUUUGAGUUCUCAUCCGGAGCAUGGCUUGGAUGCCGGGAAGUCUAGCUUUGUGCCUCAAAAUAGGUUGAGUGGUUUGGGAACAACUGAGCCACAAAUGUCAAAUCAAAAUGGUUCUUCUCACUGUGCAACCUAUUCAAGAAGAAGAUUUGGGAUGAUGAAAGUGAAUAAGCCAUUGGAGCAACAUGUCAAGAAAUCAGAUGCCUUAAUUAUUAUUGAUAGUGACACAUCUUCUGAAGAGACCAUAUCUGAUGAUAACCGUUCCAGCUUAUAACAAACACCAAUAAAUAUGUGCUUGAUGUGGAUAACCUUGCUUAAUUUAUGCUGUUAGCUGUAGAAAAAGGUUGUAGAGGAAUGUUCCAUAUUGUAGAUCAGUAAUUUGUAAAAAUGUAGGGAAUCAUGUGGACCUUAUGCUAAGUGAAUGUUGUUUUUCUAAUUUUAAUUGAAAUUCUCAGUGCUUCCUAA
Messenger RNA from Arachis stenosperma, 3256 nucleotides. RefSeq lists its product as uncharacterized. Bases 318 to 3065 code for a protein of 915 amino acids. The transcript has 8 exons. The record is from RefSeq and is a predicted model, not a curated record. Lineage: Eukaryota; Viridiplantae; Streptophyta; Magnoliopsida; Fabales; Fabaceae.